Molecule: messenger RNA, 3950 nt
Organism: Clupea harengus (Atlantic herring)
Lineage: Eukaryota; Metazoa; Chordata; Actinopteri; Clupeiformes; Clupeidae
Gene: sdc3
Product: syndecan 3
Exons: 6
Coding region: 404-1789 (461 amino acids)
Biological process (GO): cell migration
Cellular component (GO): cell surface; membrane
Source: RefSeq, a predicted model, not a curated record
GGCCGAUUUCCACAGUCAUGCUACUGCUCUCGCGGGCUACAGGGGGCAUCCGCAUACACAAGAGUAGUCUCGGAGCACACCAUCCUGAUCCUGCACGCGUUUAGUAGGAUCGAGGCAGGAAACAGGCAAGUGAGAGGGUGCAGUCUGGCGCCUGCCGACUGUGCAUCUAGCAGGUCUCGUAGACUGAAGUCGUAUCCUUCAGAGAAAAAAACGACAAGGCCGCGCACAGCUCGCUUUGGGUUUCAAGAGCCGCGCAUGAGCUUUAGCGGGAUUAAACCGAUCAAGAUAACGGGAGGCUGGAUGUAGGAACGGUCGCGCUCAUUGAACCAGGAUAUUUAAAACUGAAGGAAAACAUAUUUCAUUCAUCGAAGACCGGGCGGAGGAGGCUCGAGGCUGCAGCAUCAUGAAGCUCGUGUGCUGGAUGGCGCUAGCUCUCCUCCACGGGCAUGCCGCAUCGGCCCAGCAACGUCGCCUGGUAGAUGACGAGGGGUCAACAGACGAGUUCUAUGACGACGAGGAUCUCUUCUCUGGGUCCGGCUCAGGCUAUCCUGAUAUGGAGGUGAACCCUACGAGGCUGGAUGUGUCCUUUACCACUCCAGAGCCUCUCCCUCUCUCCACCACCCAGGCGACAGGCAACGCACCCUCUGCCCCCCCAGCACCUGAGCCCAGUGGCACCCCCUCCCCCACCCCCACCCCUGCCACCGACAGAGCCAGUGGUGCGGAGGAAAAUUUCACAGAGGAGGAAGAGGAGAGAGUGAGGGAGCAGGAGAUACAGCAAGAGAAAGAGAGAAAGGAGAUGGAAAGGGAGAGAGAGAAGGAGAGGGAGAAAGAGAGGGAACGGGAAAGGAGAGAGAGGGAGAGGGAGCAGGAGAAGGAGAGAGAGAGGGGGAGGGUCACGGAGCGAGAAAAAGAGAGGCAGAGAGAGAGAGAAAGGACAACAAUUUCCCUGUGGGCCUCCUCCAUCCCCAUGGUAACCACAAGUCCAGCUCCACCUCCUGCUCCUGAUAUGUUAGCGCCCUCUGGUGGCGCAGAGGAGUUCAGCACAGCUGAGGAAGAGGAGGAGGAGAUUUUCCUGACGGAUGAGCCCAGGCAACCCUUCCCAACAAUCCCAUGGGACAGAGACACCACCACGGAGAGCCUUCCCACGGAGCAGGAUACAAUCUCCUGGGACCGAGACGCCACCACACAGAGCCUUCCCACAGAGGAGGACACAAGCACGUCCCCACCAAUCACCACAGAGCCCGUUAUCCCAACAGAAGAAGACGACGUAGUCGAAGUAACAGAAGAAGACGAUGAAGAAGAAGAUGAAGAAGAAGAAGAAGAAGAAGAAACCACACCCCCUCUGCCAACAACCACUGAGAGUAUCACAAGCAUCCAAACCACUUUCACAACACAGACACAGGCACCCUACACGGACGUGAAUAAUGAUGUGGGCCUGGGACGCAGUGACGACUUUGAGAUUCGAGACAACAACAGUCGCCAGGACAACGAUCUGGGAUCCGACCGAGGUGAAGACCGAGGGGCAGACGCCGAUCUGUCGGGCAACACGGUGGACACGGUGGGCAGCUCGGCCGCUCAGCUCCCCCAGAAGAACAUCCUGGAGCGGAAGGAGGUCCUAAUAGCGGUGAUCGUGGGCGGUGUGGUGGGCGCCCUGUUUGCUGCCUUCCUCGUCAUGCUUCUGGUGUACCGCAUGAAGAAGAAGGACGAGGGGAGCUACACACUGGAGGAACCCAAACAAGCCACCGUCACCUACCACAAGCCUGACAAACAAGAGGAGUUCUACGCAUAACACCCACAACCACACGCACACACACACACACACACCUACAUACACACACACACACACACACAUAUGCCGACUGAAAAGGUUUACAUAUUACUACUAAUAAGUUCUGUAAUUUAUUCUGUAAUUCUUUUACUUAGCUGCCUUUUUCUCUCCUUGUCUCUCCUCGUCUGACAUCCCUUCUCGUUCUCUCCUCUGUCCCCCAUAAGAGUUUCUGUCUCUAUAAAGAUUUUUUUUACGCGGAAAAAAAGUGAACAAAUUAAGAAAUCAGAUUAAAAGAAGAGUGAAGGGGGUUGCUAGGAACAGUUGAAGUCUUGGAGUGUUUUGGAGUAGCUGAGUGUCUGGAAUAGAUCGAUGUUGAAUGACUAUUUUAAAAUCAUUUUUUGUUAUUGCAUGAAAGCAGACACUAUGAACAUGGCAAUACGACAGAAACACAGACAGCUGAGAAGUGUUUAGAGCACGAGAGGAGAUCAGUUGAGGUGAAAGGUCAAGUGGUGCCUUCCAUUCCACUGGUGCUAAAGGCUUAAGGCUUAAGAUGAGCAGAAACGAGAAUGGGUUGGUAGUUCAGUGUGGUAAGCUCUGGUAGACUUGCCUUUCACUGGCGACGGGUGCAGAUCGACUUUACACUAACCACCAUCUCGAACAAUCUUUACCGUUUCUCUCCGAUUCUCAUUAUCUUCCUCUCUCAGACACGUAACCACACAUGUACACAAUGUCUCCCUCUGCUGGUGGGUGGGUGUUAGUGAACCUGGCCUUUUGUAUCAAGACAAGAAACUUAAAGAACGUUUACAUAGGUCCAGGAAUGUUUAUAAACUGUUCAGUGACACUCAGAAACAAGGAUUGAAUGAUCCUCUACGUUGUACAAAGACAAUUAGCUAUCCAUAGUAAUAGUAUUAAUAAUAAUAAUGAUAAUAAUCAAUAACAAUAUAUCAUGGGUCGUGGGGGAAUGGUGAAUAUUCUAUUUGUAGUGGGUACGGGGGCUGUAUUAGCUGUAAAAUAAAGUUUAUCUGUAAAUACACACUGUUCUUUAAUUUAAACUCAUAAGAUACAUCUCCACAGGCUCAGGUCACACACACAGAACUGCAUGCACACACACAUACACUCACAAUGCAUCCUGAUGCAGUUUCAUGAUUCUUUUUGCUCUUUUUAUGACAUAUCAAAUAUCAGCAAUUGUCAAGAGAUCUCAUUGGGCAUAUCUCUUUAUCAUCAAUAUUGUAUAGCAAAAGUCUGUACUUGCCUGUGCCAUUCUUCUAUGCUACAGGACACCCAAACUUUUCUAAGGUGUGUGAAUCACUCUGAUCGAGUAGAUUCUGGAUUUGGAUCUUUGAAUGCAUGUUAGUUCUUUUUUUUUUUAAAUUCUUUUCAUUAUUAUUAUUGUUGGACAUGUUUCAUUUUGAAUCUGAUAUCAAACGAAUGAGACAAUACCUAGCCUUAAGGGAGCACAAGCACAAAACCACAGACACACACACACACAUACACCACCAGGGCAUGUUUGUCAGGCUCUGAUUAAAGACACGUUUUCGAUGUUGGUGUACGUGUGUGUGUAUUUGUGUGAGAUGCCACCUUGGCUGGACAGGAUCCCACAGCAGCAGGUGUGUCCUCAUAUCAAGUCCAUCCCAAUCCAUACUCAAAAUCACACUCUCUGACCUGUAAAAGUGUAUACUGUCCAUCCCAAUCCAUACUCAAAAUCACACUCUCUGACCUGUAAAAGUGUAUACUGUACAUAUACUCCUCUUUUUUUUACAUACUGCUGACAUGGUCCACCUCUUGGCCCACCCGUGUGCUGUUUGACCUCUGACACACAUAUCCACACAGACAUCUGCUUACUGGAGGUCGUCCAGUGCUCACAGACACCCUUGUUUGUAGAAUGUGUGUGUGUGAAAUUGAAAGACUGGUUUCUAUGAGUCUGUCUUUUUUCUAUGUAAACUUCGGAUGUUUGUACCCUUAACCAAAUAUGAGGCCAAGCAUUACAGUGUUUAUUGUUUUGAGUGCAUGUGUGUACACACACACACACGCAUGUGCGUGUGGAGCUAGUAUGGUCGCUCAUUGUGUUUUUAUACAUUAGCAUUUUUAAAGUUGUCUUUUUUUGGUGAGCUUUUGGCUCUCCUCACCUUCACUAACUUGCCACUCUGUUCUCAAUAAAACACCUGACUAGGUGACCUGAAAA